CGUUGCUCCUACACACAUCCUCCUCUAACAUAUAAGACUGUUCUGGCACAGUGGUGAUAAAAUGAUUAAUAUGGUUCGAGGGGUAUUUGUUGCUUCAAUAAUCAGUGUUUUUGCAGUUCAUGGCUGUAUCGGUGUGAAAAUCAUCGGAGGCAAUGAUGUUAAACCUGGUUCAGGAUCGUAUAUGGCAUCCAUUCAAAUAUCAAAUGAACACCACUGUGGAGGAAUUUUAAUCGACAAGCGCUGGGUUCUGACUUCGGUAAACUGUGGACUGAAACAAGUGUCUGUGGUUAUUGGAACACACUCUUUAAAAGAUAAAAAGAAAGCACAAACAUUUAAAGUUAUUAAUGCUAUAAAGCAUCCCAAGUAUGACAGUAAAACACAACGGAAUAACUUGGCUCUCCUCAAGCUGGAUAAAGCUGCAAAAUUGAAUAAGUUAGUAAAGAUCCUGCCAUUGCCAAAAUCAGCAAAAGAUAUGAAACCUGGAACAAUAUGCAAGGUUCUAGGAUGGGGACAAACUACAGCAUCCCCCAGGGACACAGAUCCCUCAGAUACCUUGCAAGAGACAACUGUGACCAUUAUAGAUCAGAAAACCUGUAACAAUAAAAAAUAUUACAAAGAACAAUUUGUUGUAACUGAUGAUAUGAUUUGUGCUGGUGAUAAAACUGGGGGUCAAGCUAAAAUGUGCAGGGGAGAUGUAGGAGGACCAUUAAUAUGUAAAAGUUCGUUUCUGAAAAAGAAAAUUUUGAGUGGCGUUGCUAUCUUUGGAAUGGGAUGUGACGUAAAGUUCAAACCCGGCAUUUAUACUAAUUUAUCCAAUAAAUACCUCCAGUGGAUUAAAAAAACAAUCAAAUCCAAAACCAAUGACAUUUCAAUGGAUCAAACAUGGCACGAGCAGCAGAUUACUGUGUAACAAGACAAUUGUCUGCGCUUUGAAGAAAGAAAUUAAGAAAACUCAACCAAAGUGAUUAGUCAGUGACUGCAUUUAAACUCUUCAACUUGCACAAGGAGUAGUGUAUAAAUUCAGUCUCACAGCACCCAACGUUUAGGUUCCAACCAGCCACCUCUGCCCCCAGUUUACUGCAUGGGAAAGCUAAUUAGCAUAACCUUUGACAAACUGGCAUACCUCUGGGUAUUGUCACUUACUAAAAGUUAUAGAAUAGUGAGAGGCAUAAAUAGGAUAGAUGGUCAGAGUCUUCAUCUCAGGGCAGGUGAGUCCAGAACUAGAGGUUUAAAAUGAGAGAGGAAAUAUUUAAAGAAGAUCUGAGGGUUAGGUUUUUUUUCAAGGAGAACGUGAUGAAUAUUUGGAUAAAAUGUGGUGGUGAAGGCAGAUGCAAUUACAACAUUAAAGUCAUCAGGUCAUCAGCAAAAUUAGGCCAUUCAGCCCAUCAAGUCUACUCCGCCAUUCAAUCAUGGCUGAUCUAUCUCGCCUUCCUAAUCCUAUUCUCCUACUUUCUCCUCAUAACUCCCGACACCCAUACUAAUCAAGAAUCUAUCUAUCUAUGCCUUAAAAUAUCCAUUGACUUGGCCCCCACAGCCUUCUGUGGCAAAGAAUUCCACAGAUUCACCACCUUCUGACUAAAGAAAUUCUUCCUCAUCUCUUUUAUAAAGGAACGUCCUUUUGAGGACUGCUAGUCCUAGACUGUCCCACUAGUGAAAACAUCCUCUCCACAUCCAUUCUAUACAAGCAAAAAAAAAAAAGAUGAUGAUGGCUUGGAUGAGAUGGGCUGAAACGGCCCAUUUCUGUGUUGUACUGUUCCAUUAUACUGUGAUUCUAUAAUUACUAGACAAAUAUAUAUUGGGAAAUUAGGAGAAUAAACGUGUAGUCAUGUCAGGAAAGAACAGAUGAGGUUUGAGAUCAGACACAAUCUUAUUGAAAGGCAGAGUAAGUAUGGGGGAAAAAAUUCCUGCUUCUGCUUCUAUUUUGGUUUUGCUUUCACACACAGAGUCUCUCCAUUAUUGAGGACAAUAUUGGCUGAUAAGAGGCUGAAAACUGACCAGCGAGUGAUUGAAUUUAUAGGCCUACACUUUAUGCAAAUUUAAGAUGUUUAACAUGUGCUUACAGAAUAUGAUGUUGUUUUCAAAAUAUUUCAAAAGUUGUUUUCAAAAUGUUAGUACAAUUUAAGACUAUUGUAAUCUCUGCAAUACAGCUUAUACACAAAGGCCAAACUUGCUAAAUAAUCAGCAUUUUGUUAAUCAUCCAGCAGCUUGUUCUUUGCUCCAGUUUUUAUCAUCUGCAGCUUAUUGUGUCUUGCUAAAUAAUCAGUUGUUGUUGCCUUCACAUUCUUAUUCUGCAACUGAAAUUACCAGAAAUAAAGAGGUACCAACACCAUUUAUUGACAUACUGUGUCUUGUGUUACUUUGAGAUAUUCCCUUGAUUUUACUUGUCCCUUCCUCAUUCACUCUACAGCUUGAAGUGAAUUUGUUUUCUCUCUUCCCAUGUACUGCAAAGGGUCUUUAACAUGAAAGAUUAAUUCUGCUUUCCUUUCCAAAGAGACGGCCUGACCUGAUAUGUUUUUCCAGCACCUUUUUCCCCCUCAAAUUUCCACACCAGCAAUGCUUUAAUUAGCACAUUAAGUAUUGUUCUAUCUCACACUCUAUUUAAUAAACUCAAUGGAAUUACUCUCUAUCAACGGUAGGCCUUGCCUCAAAUGAGAUCAACACUUUCACUUCU
Messenger RNA from Leucoraja erinaceus (little skate), 2671 nucleotides. RefSeq names its product granzyme K-like. Gene Ontology annotation, molecular function: serine-type endopeptidase activity. Gene Ontology annotation, biological process: proteolysis. The transcript is spliced from 5 exons. The coding region runs from base 62 to 910 and encodes 282 amino acids. NCBI's taxonomy places the organism in Eukaryota, Metazoa, Chordata, Chondrichthyes, Rajiformes, Rajidae. The record is from RefSeq and is a predicted model, not a curated record.